ACGAAAACGCUUGACUGUCCGAAUCCGCAGAGCAGCUAGCUUUUCGUCAGUCUUUGUGUUUCACAACAUUAGUACGGAGUAGCUGAUAACAAAGGAGAUUUAUUGUCGGAAGGCGUCUCGGCGACCGCAAUUGAAUAAUGACAAUAUCAAAAGGAGAUCUGACGAACGUUUUGAACAUUUUGUUUGUCGUUCCAGAAAUAAUGCUACCGCAACCACGAUGACCGAGAAGAAUCAUAAACUGCCGAAUCUCGGCGCGAGGCAUCCUGUCGUGGCGGCCUCUCCAAGGAAUGCGGUCUUGGAUGCAGUUGAGGGACACAUAGCCGAGGCUAAGGCCCUUCAUGCUGAGGGAGCGCACCCGAAACCGUCGCCCUUGGUCAAGCGGUCAUCACAGGUGAAUCUCUUGGUUCAGAGAAAGAUCUCGCAAGGACAGGAGCCGCGUGGCGGAGCAAAGAAAUUCGCUGCUUUGGGCAGAAAAGUAGUGACUGCUUUAAGUUGGAAGCGCGUGUUGAGUAAAGCGGCUGCGGAUGCACUCCCGGAAGAGCCGAAAAAAGAACCUGAAUUAGACUUGCCUGCACAGCCUCGUUUCUGUGCGACGCUUUCAGUUGAGGCCCAAUAUGCCAUGAUGAAGGGCUAUGAGGAUUUAUUAUUGACAAACCUAAAGGAGAGUUACCCGGAACGAGCGGUAUUCUUACCGAGGACACGAACACCGCCGACCACAACGAAAAAAAUCGUUGACACUGAUUCAGAUGAUUCAGAAAGUGAGAAAAACGACUCCGCGAAUCUUCAAGCGUUGGUUCCCGUGACUAAUUAUAACAAACAGGUGGUUCCCUUCAUGAAGACAAAACCUAAAUACAAAGGUCCUAAGAAGAAACAGCUGGUGAUAACCUAUAGGUUUCAGAGCGCUAUGGAUAUUCUCGAUACGAUGAGGGACAAGAAAGGUCACCUUGUGACGUCACCAAGGUUGAAAGAGAAAACCAUUAACCCCGUGGAUAGCUUCAGUUCUUGGAAGACCACGUGGGCAAAGGAGUUCAAAUUCAAACCAGUGCCGCUGACGAAAUGAUCACACAGCGUGGGUCUUUACCCAGAGAUUUUUAACUAUAUAGUGUUGUCGGCCGAAAGCUCGUCGCUCUUUUCAAAAAGUCACCAAUCUACAAUUUUCGGAAUUUUAGAGGGCGGAGUAGACCGUGCGAUUUCAUUCAUCCUAAAAUGGCUUCCGACAGAACCGUUACUGACCUAGACAUUAUGUUACGAAAAACGGCACUUGGCAGGACAAUAAGAGAGGAUCCAUCGCUCCGUAUCCAUCACUAUCGCUAAAAAACCCCACGCAUUGGGGUCCUGAAUACAUGUAUUAACCAUGCAGUCCCUUCAUGAAUGUAGUAGAGUCAUCUACAUGUAGGUUCCCCCACCCAACAUGGGCAGACCGGCUACUUAGUAUCUACAUGUAGCUGGGGGCGGAUAUAUUCCUCUUAGACACCGAGAGACGCCUGGUACCCCUAGCAGUGUUUAUGCAUGAACCCAAGUGUCUGCACCCACAAAAAUAUUGAAUAAACGACACCCGUUUCGACGAUCUGGCCAUAACUUGGUGAUUUGAGACUCAAGAUCGCAUCCGCGCACCAUUUAUAGGCAUAGUUUUAGCACAAGGCCUAUCAGCGCUAAGAAACACAGCUCUUCCAUACAUCUUAAUUCAUCGGAGUUCGUUAAAUCUCAACUGCGAAAUGACUUCUCCUGUUUACCAGCGAGGGACAUUCUGAUGUAACGGAGCAGCUCUGGCUUAUCCUUGACCCCAUGGUAUAUACUCCCUUAAACUUUAGCCGGGAUAUAUUUCAAAUCUUGAUGAGAUGCAGAAUCCGUGGUGGUCAAGAUAGUUCUGGUUGUGAACGCGAACAUUUCACCGUUUUAUCGAGUUAUAUAGCGACUAGAGUGCCAUCUACAUUAUUUGUACCGAGUGUUGGACCUUUUCGUAACCAGUGUCCUAGCAGUGUUUAUAGCGUCGACAGGUACGCUCCAACACGUGAGAUCUGGAGUACAUUAAGGGCCAUGUACCUCUUUUAAACUAUGAAUUCAAAUAAACUUUGAGUGCCUGCAAACGCUUUUGAAAUAAGACUCCCCUCCCCCCCCCAAUUCUAACCCAAAUCGCCUGACCCUGCCCUAAUCUCUGACGCGUCCCAUCCAACCAAGCGCACAAUAUUCUCAAUGGCCGACCACCCUGUCACGAUUCCAACUUUAUCCCGUGCAAGGAACGGCAUUUUAAAGGAGCAGGUAUUAUUCCAGAUACGGAUGAACUCGAAACUCUGGAAUACGAGAUAUCCUCGGAACCUGGUAAUACUGGGAGUUUAGUAUUUGAUUUACUUGGGAGUAAGCGCUAGCUGUCGAUAGACGACUUCGAUCAUUCAUAAAACAAGACGCGUGACCAGGCUACGCUAGCCAUCGUGCAUAAUAUAGAGAUAACACGCUUUUCGAUUAGAGUAGCUUAGUAGCUAAAUAAGCGCUACAUGUUGUAAGACUUGGACAUUAUCAUCAUUAUUAUUACUAUCUUUAGCAUAUUAAGAAGCACAACUCAGCAUCCUAGCCAGUAAACAAGGCAUUAUUUUUUGCUAAAAGGCGACACAGACUACCAUAUAUCUAAAGUGUUUUAAUUGCUACCAUCCCUUCAGGUAACUUCCAUGGCAGUGUGUCUGGUCCACAAACUUUUCUUUGCAAAGUAAUUUGAUAUCGGGGAGGUACUCUGCCAAGUGUUGGGCGCUGAGGGAGCAGUUCUCUAUUCUCACCAAGCAAUUUGUUUAUCUUGGCCUGUUGUUGACAGGUGUGUUGGUUAACACACACAAAUUUUUUACGGCGUGCUCCGGUCUCACUGCAGUUUGCACUGGUCUCAUUGAACAUAUAUCAGCAGUAUACCACACUAUCAAUUGCGCAACAUCAGGCGUUAUAUAUAUCUGGCUUCGUAUCCAAGUUGAAUAUUUUAUUUCAAGAGACACUCGUGCAUAUUAGGAACAUGCAUUGUACAGACCUUUGCUGUGCUCACCGAAUAUGAUAAAAUACCAGGUGGUAUACACA
This is a messenger RNA of Lineus longissimus, 3054 nucleotides long. RefSeq lists its product as uncharacterized. NCBI's taxonomy places the organism in Eukaryota, Metazoa, Nemertea, Pilidiophora, Heteronemertea, Lineidae. The transcript has 2 exons. Bases 218 to 1060 code for a protein of 280 amino acids. The record is from RefSeq and is a predicted model, not a curated record.